This is a messenger RNA of Zingiber officinale, 3418 nucleotides long. RefSeq lists its product as uncharacterized. Lineage: Eukaryota; Viridiplantae; Streptophyta; Magnoliopsida; Zingiberales; Zingiberaceae. The transcript is spliced from 6 exons. The record is from RefSeq and is a predicted model, not a curated record. Bases 365 to 3364 code for a protein of 999 amino acids.
UCUCCUCUUUCCACUUCUCCCUUCUCCUUCUCUGUCGCCGCCGCAGCCGCAGCCGCAGCUGCUUCCUCCAUAGCGCGGCCUUCUCAUCUAUCUUUCUCCACAUAGAUCUCCUUCCGUUCUAGGAGCGAAUUUAUGUUCCUUUUCUCGUCGAUCUCGCUGCUUUGCCGUCGUGGAGUUUCCGCCGCUCUCUCGCGUCUCUCGCCUUGGUAACCCCAUUGAUUGAUCCACUCCAGGCUGGAGAUCUUUGAGAUUUCGCACCAAGGAUUUGUUUAGGAGAUUUUAUUUGUUUUCUUUUCGUACGAUUUACUUGUGUCGGUGGUUCGGGCAUUACUUGGGAAAUUAGGGUUUCGGUUGUUUCUGGAAGAUGCCGAGGAGUUCGCGUCGCCGUUCGCACCGUUCGCCUAAGCGUUCGAGUGAACGUUCUGACUCCUUGGAGGGCGAGAGUCUCCGAGAGAGGAAAACCAGAGAGGAGGAGACCCUCGGGACUUGGGGACCCAGUGUUUCUAGGGAUCUGGAGGCGGAGAAACGGAGAUCCGUGCAUGAGCAUUCCGACAAAGAGAUUUUGAACAAGAGCAAUGGAGAUACCUCCAGUGAGAAAAAGCGUAAAGCGAGAGGGAACGAGGAGGUGGUGGUUGCUGAUCGGUGGAACGGCGGAAAGGAGAAUGAUGAAAAGAGGUCAAAAGGUGAGGAUUUUGGUCAGUUGGUGCUGGAUAAAAGUUCGAAGGUAAAGGCUAUUGAUUCUAAGAAUAGGUCAAGCAGAAGGUACGAUGGUGCACAUGAAAGGGAUGAGGAUCGUGGAGGGAGAAAUGACUCCAUGAAGGGGAACCCUGAGAGAGUUUCAAGUCAGAGAGAGGUUACUUAUUAUUACAAGGAUGGAAAGGAGAAGGAGAAUAACAACUAUCAGGAGGUCCAAGAUUGUAGACAUGAGAAGCCAGAGGAUUUACACAGUCGGAAACAUGGUUCUAGGGAUCUGUCAAGCACUGAAGAACUUGCAUUGAAGAAGAAUGCAAAAAUCAAUGAAAGGCAAGUUCAGGAUGUGUUACUAAGUGCCGAGAUAGAGAAGAGGCCAGAUAAACACACAAGGAGGGAUGAGAACGAAGAUAGAGAUAAAUGGUUGGAGGAUAUUAGAGACUUUGAUGAUAGAAGACUAUCUUCUAGAGAUCAUAGUCGGAACAAAAGCUAUAAAGAUGAAAGGCACGACAACACCAAGUAUAAAGGUAAAUACAGGAUUGACAAUGACAGAGAUCAGAAUCACCACGAUGAGAAGAACCAAGAUGAAUGGUCAUCCAAGGAUCGCAUCAGUGAUAAAUCCUACAAAUUCAGAGAUGAAAACAAAUUACAGGAUAGACAUAAGAAGACUAAACUACAUGCCACUGAUCAGGAUGGUACUUAUGUCGAUGUUGUUGACGACACUAAGCUCAAAGAUAGCAGGAGGAGAAGGUAUUCUGAUGAAAAAGAUGAUAUUAGUGAAUUAAAGCUGAGAGGCACAAAAGAGCAUUAUGAAGUUGAGAAAACUGCAUCAAGUGUCCAUAGGACUAGUUCCCACAAUGGUAAACCCAGAUCAGCAUAUUGUCAUACUGGGAAGAUCGAUUCAAGUCCAAAGAACAGACAGUUUAAAACCUUUACCAGCUCCAGUGCACAUCCUGAUAAUGAUCAAAACAGGGACACAUCAAAGCAUGAAGAAUCAAUUCACAGAAUUUCAGAACAUGAAGAAAGACGUUGCUCUGCAGUUUCCAAAGGAGAUGGUAUAACUUCUUCAGGACUUCGUGACAGGGAUGCUGCUCCCCGAUCAGGGAAGCUAACUAUAAAGGAUGACAUCUAUUCAGGAAGAUCAUCUAAAUUUGAAAGGCCUAGGAAAAGCCUUGAUGCUGAAAUGGUACAAAGGUCUGCUAAGUACAAAGACAGAGGAAGAGGAAAUGAUGUAUCCCAGAUUGCUGCAUCUGCUAGGGAGUCAACACCCAUUGGGUCAUCAUCUAUUUACAGAAGUGGUUAUAUUCCAGACUGUUCACCUAAUCACAUGCAUCCUCCACCACCUACAAGGGUCGGAACUGACAGCCCUUCAGUCUUGGGUCCAUAUCAAGAUGAUAAUACAGCAAAUAGUAGUGAGCGUAGGUCUUAUAAUUGUUACAACAAACAUACAAGUGAUCUUGGAAUUGGAAAUGGACAUGGAAAUACACGGAAAGGUGCCCCAAAUUGGCCUUCACCAGCUACAAAUGGUUUUCUUCCCUUGCGGCAUGGGCCACCUCCUACUGGAUUUCAUCCAACAAUGCCUCAGUUUCCACCCCCUCUUUUGUUUGGUGUUAGACCUAUGGAUUUAGCCCAUAGUAGCAUGUCGUAUCAUAUGCAUGAGAUGGCUGAGAGAUUUUCUGGUGUUAGCCGGCCAUUCAGUUGGCAUAAUUCUCUUGAUCAAUUUUGCCAACCUCCAAUGCAAAUGUGGGACAGAACCAAUGGUCUGUUGGGUAAUGAGACGCCUACCUAUGGAAGGCAAGAAUGGGAUGAGAAUGGCCAGUUAAGAGGCAGUAGAGGUUGGGGAAUGGGUUCUGAAAUGUGGAAGGAUAAAAACAUCAAAAAUAGGGAAACUCUGGCACUGAAAAAGGAACAGGGAUCUUCAACACAUUCUCCAACUGAUGAAGUAGUCCAUUCAAAAUCUUUGCCAACUGAAAGCAUUGACGAAAAGCAAUCAAGUGAUACAGCCACAUCUAAGAAUGAGAUGGAAUCUCCUCAAAUUGUUGUAUCCAAGAAGACAUCCAAGCUCUCUUUUGUUUCAGACAAUAAGAAAGCAAAUUAUGCUGCCAUUUACCUUUCCAGGAUUGAUAUCUCAUCUGAUCUUGCGGGUUUGGAGAUGUACCAGAGGUGCUCAUCUCAAAUUGGAAUAUUGGAUAUUAAAGAUGUUGGCAGUUUAACUUCCCAUGGAUGCUUCCAGAUGAAUAAAUAUGGCAACAAAGAGAAAAAUUCUAUUUUGAAGUCAUUCUUUCCCACUGCAAAAGAUGAUAUAUUCAAGAAAGCCAUGUCCGUGUAUCAGAAGAAUAGCAAAAUACUAUGGAUGAAUCAUGCAGUGUUACAGACAGGCAGUUCCAAAGAAACUGAGCCUAAAAAAGCUUCAGAAAAUGAGGCGGCACCGAGUGGAAAUGAUUUGGAUUCCUUGGAGAAGGUAACAGCUAUAUCUGGCGAUGAUGAUUCUGCUAAUAACAUGCUGGUUGACAAUGCCAUUAAAUCUGCUGAGGACUCAAACCUUGGAUCUGCUGUCUCUCCUGGUGCUGUCGAUCCCUAUAAUAAUGGUCCUGAAACUAAUGAGACUGCUUCAGCAGGAGAGGAUACUGCAAGUGUAAGUCGGAUACCUUAUUUUGACGAAAAUACACAUUGAAAGAUAUUAAUUUUCUAGUUAAUGCUAUCGCCCGUCAUGGUUUUUAGUCUUUUA